Messenger RNA from Pocillopora meandrina, 7553 nucleotides. The record is from the annotation of a GenBank genome assembly. NCBI's taxonomy places the organism in Eukaryota, Metazoa, Cnidaria, Anthozoa, Scleractinia, Pocilloporidae.
AUGGUGGCCGGUGCCCAUGCAACGCGGCGAGUACAACAUUCUAUGAAAAAUGGCUUUCCAAAGGGAUCCAACGGCUUUGCAAGCCACCGGAGAGAGUUAAACACAGAGCUGGAAGAGGAUCUCGAGGAGCCACCACUGUAUAUCGCUGUUAUGACAUACUUGGCGUAUUUCUUCUAUAUAAUCUUCGGUUACAUGCGUGACUUCAUGCGCAAGUACGGAUUAGAGAAGUCCAAGUUUGUUAAGGAAGCAGGAAAUCAGGUAAGGAUAUCACUUUAAUUAAAGAAUCUUGUCUGUGCUUAGAUGAUGAGAAAGUAAUUUUACUAUAGGCCAUGCAAUCUCUAAACCUUGAAUUAUAAAUUAGGCAAUGUAAUUCUACCAGCGCUUAAUCCUUACUUAUGAAAAAACAUUCGUGACUCGCUACGGCGAGUACGGCAUUGAAACCUGUUUUUGCCGCCAAGAGAAAAAAAAAAGGGUAAUGUUGGAAUUUAAUUACUACAGUUACAGAUGGAUUACGACUCGAGGAAACCGACAGAACACGACAUUGUUUUAUUAGUCAAGGGCGUGAAGUUGUAAAUAAUACGAAGGAUAUCUGUUUCUUUGUUAUUUAUUUAUUUUUUUAUGAAACAACAGUAGCAUACGUUAACCACAAUGACAAGCAUUUAAAAAUUUCACUUUUGAUUAAGUUCAGGUACGAUCUUAGCAAGUGUACUUAUUUUUUUCUUAUAUUGUUUUUUGGUCACAAAUGCAGUAAAACCGCGUAGGAAAAAAAUUUGAAUAGAUAAGUCCAUAUGUAGAUAUUGCUAACAUAUUUUUUUUCUGUUAAAUCGAGUAGAACAAUGGUCGAUAAUGGGUAACUUUGAUUAUUUUUUUUCUCAGUUCGUGAGCGGGCGGUAUUCUACAAAUCCUGCAAUCUGACUGGUUCCGAGAGCGGGCAGUAUUGUACUCAUCCGGCCUGUUCAUGGUAUCCGAUCUUUUCGCAACCAUUUGUUAGGUUUUAGAAAAAAAUAAAAAUGUUAUUCACAAGCCAAGGUCGGUCCGUAUUGGGAAAAACUGUGCCCUUUGUUUUGUGUAGGCCUCGGGCGGUUUCUAAGACCUCGGGUAAUUUUCCCGGCUUCCGGCUAUUAUCAUCUACAUCCCUGUUAACCUGUCUAUGGUUUUCACUGAUUGCAGGGUUUUGUGCCGCUUUAUUCCGACUUCGAGAGUUUCUAUACACGGAAUCUUUACACUCGUGCAAGGGACUGUCUUAACAGACCCAUUUGUAGUGUUCCUGGCGGAGAGGUCGUGCUCGUGGAUAGAGAGUCUGAGGACUGGAACUGGACUUUCAGGUAGCAUGAAAGUAAUUCCCCCAGAACUGUGUCAAAGUUUGAUCGUCUUUGUAGCCUUAAUUUAUCAAAUUUAUCAUUAACACGAGAGACAUAACGGGGGUUCCUGUAGAUCCCUGCCCCUUCGUGGAUUUUUUCUCGUGGUUGUUGUUGAUUGCGCAGCAUGCAAACGUAAGAAAGCGAGAAAAGAUCCACAUUGGGGAUGUCGACAUCACAUUAGGGUAGAUAGUCUUAGUGUGACUCAAUUAGACCCUACCUUCCCCCCAUUUUUGGCUGCAAUCCAUGUGAAUCUCCGUUUCUUACCUCCGUGAUGCAGAGGGAUGCAGUCAGCGGUCUCUUGCGUCAUGUAUUAAUGCCCAAGUGUCUUUCUUGCAAUUCUAUUUCACUCUGACAAACUACCCUUUCAAGGUCUUUUUUAACCGCAACAUGAAGGAAACUUAGAAAGUCCAGAAAUUAGUAAAAAAUAUAUCAUAUAACAAUAAAGCUGUUUUCAACCGGAACAAUAACACCCAUCAAUCCGCUUGGUCUAAAUAGUUUUUGCCAAUUUUCACGACAUUCCAGCGGAGGUUGGAUUAUCACGAUUAUUGAUAAAAAUGAUUUAAAAAAACCCUUGUACACUCUGGUUUUUACACAACAGAUCUACAAUUUAAUUGCUGUUUACAUGCACUCAUAUCUAAACUAUUAUUGACCAGGUUAAAGUGAAUUGUUUUGUUUAGAUACCCAGGAACGACAACCAAGACUGUCAAUCUUGCCUCUUAUAAUUAUCUUGGGUUCGCGGAGAAUUCUGGGCCGUGUGCAGAUGCCGCUGAACAGGCUGUUCGGGAAUAUGGCAUUGCGGGCUGCAGCUCAAGACAUGAAUAUGGUGAGUCAAAGUCCGAGAGAUACUCGUUCUGGCGCUGACGUUUGACUGCUGUGUUACUCCCGAAAAUGUUGGUGGUGCUGUGCGGCGUGAUUUUUGAAGCCCUUUCAUUAUUUCAGAUUUGAAUGUAAGAGUUACAUGUGCCGGCUUUUUCAGAGAAAGGGCAACCAGGCUACUUCUUUAAAAUGAGCUAAAUAGCUUCCAGUAACAAUGUAACCUCGUUUUGUAUGGAAACAUUCAACUAAUACGCGAAAAUCAUUCGACAUUCCUCAAUAGAUACAAUAAAACCUGGAGCCUGAAAAUAACGUCAAAGGCAUUACAUUUGGAAUAAAGUCCGAGUCUAUAAAGGGCGCCUACAUUCGACGCUCCAUUGAUCUUUCAACUUCCAGUUCCUCACAGCUUUUCUCCAUUUUCCAGGGACCCUUGAUAUUCAUAACGAGUUAGAAGCUCUUGUCGCCAAGUUUGUUGGUAAGCCUGCAGCUAUGGUGUUUGGUAUGGGAUUCGCCACUAACUCUACAAACAUCCCCACCCUGGUGGGCAAGGGAGAUCUGAUUAUCAGUGAUGAGCUGAACCACAGAUCGCUUAUCUUAGGAGCAAGACUGUCAGGAGCGAAGAUUAAGGUCUUCAAACAUAACGGUAAGAUCAAGUUGGCACAAGAAGAUUGAGGCCUGCCUGGCCAGAGUAUGACUUGAUUUCUGGUGUGCGGGGCGAGUAGGAGUAUUGCCGCUCUCCUCUGAAACGAGGGCCAAUCCAUCACAGCUUACUCCACUUCGCCGGCGCCCGUAUAAUUCAUAUCUCGGGAUAAAGAAGGGAACUAUGAGUGUGCAUUCCUUGACCCUUAGCUAGCGUUGUUUGAACUGGUCUUUAAAGGGGAUAGAGAUAAUAAGACCCUCUCCUUUCUACCUUUAUUGCAGAUAUGGCGAGUUUGGAGAAAAUCUUGCAUGAGUCGGUUUCUCAAGGACAGCCAAUAACUCAUCGUGCGUGGAAAAAGAUUCUAAUCAUUGUCGAAGGGGUCUAUAGGUAACUCAAGUCAUCCUUUUAGGACAAGACAUUUUAUAUGAAACAGAGUUUACAGAUAUUCCCUCAGGGCCGGGUUGUUCAAAAGGGGGUAAACUUUGAUCUAGGAUUAAAAAUUAACUUUGGCUUCAAUUUCACAUGUAGAAGAGCGCGUAUACGAUCUAAGUUUUUUUUGGGUUUUAUCUCAAAUGACUCGAAACUAACCGGAAAAAUUAUAAAAAAUUGUUUGCAAAGCUUUUAAAUUGAUUCAAAAAAUUACACAAACCCCGGGUUAGAUAAAUCGUGUUUUUAGCAACCCCGCUCUGGACCUUAAUUCACGAGUAUUUUUGUACCUUCUAUACGAUAAUCAAGAAGUUCUUCGUAUUCAAUAGGGUGGAAUAUUAACUGAAUCGAACAUGAAGGUCACAAAAAUAAAUCAUCAGCUGAAAAAGCUCUUGAUUGUUAAACGAAUUCUCCUUGUCAGUAGCAAAGGGAAUAUAUAAAGAACAGUACGGAGAAUAUGGAUACUGAUGUAAAGAGUUAGGCUUAAUGUUGCACGAGUUGACAACAAUUUUUUUUUCAGUAUGGAGGGCUCCCUCGCGAAGCUCCCAGGGAUUGUUGCCCUUAAAAAGAAGUACAAAGCUUACUUAUACCUUGACGAGGCUCACAGUAUUGGUGCCAUAGGCCCAAAUGGAAGAGGUGUUACUGAAUACUUUGGGGUGGACCCUGCUGAUGUAGAUAUCAUGAUGGGAACAUUUACAAAGAGUUUUGGUGCAGCCGGGGGAUACAUUGCUGCGUCACAGGUAAGAACCACUUGUUGCCUAUUUUGGCACCAACACUGACGCUCAAAAAAGUGGUACAUAUCAAUAAUUUAUGGGAAUAUUGAGGUUUAUUUUAUAGCCAACUGUAAUGAAUGUACUGCUAUGUAUCUUUGAAUCAUUGUUAGUAUCUGAGCAAAUGCGCACCUUACCCCUCCCCUGUCCCAACAAAAUUCGACCGAUAACAAGUUAUGGUUACAGUUGGGUCAGGGGAGGGUAGGUGUGUAGUUUCUCAGAUACUGACAUUGAUCUGUACCUUUCAUUUGAAUGAUCUCGCAUUAAGGUAAGUAAGCGAUUCGAAAGCUUCGAGUGGUAACCCAAAAUAAUAAUUUAUUAUUUCUUCCAGGAAAUAAUAGAUCAUAUCAAAGGAAGUUCCCAUAGUGCAACGUACGCCUCUUUCAUGUCGCCUCCAGUAGUCAUGCAAAUAAUAUCUUCAAUGAAAAUAAUCAUGGGCGAGGAUGGAACAAGUAAAGGUUGGUAAUAAAAUGUAAAAUUUCUGGUACAUCUCUUAAACAGAGCGAUCAAACUUCUGUUCAUGUGCAAACGUUGUAAUGACUAGGUGGCCUACUUUCAGACACUCAAAACCAAGUUGUCCUAACAGCCAUGCAAUCUUGUUUCUUCUUUUGUUUCUGUGCCAAAACAUCUCGAAAAGAGUGUAACGCCACUUUCUUUUCUUUUUUCGCAAAGCAUCAAUUUCCUUAUUCCUAUGUCUGUGCUAGAGUUUUCUUGAUUAUUUUUACCUACAUUUCAAUAAAAACUUCUGUUAGGUUGUUUCUGUACAUUGAAGUUUAGAGAGGUUACUUCUCGUCUCAAGUUGACGGUUUUCCUAUGUUCUCAGGAAAGCAGAGGCUUACCAGAUUGGCACAGAAUUGCAAGUAUGUGGAAUUAUAUGAAGACUUAAGCCAAUUUUUUCCCUACAAAGGCUCGAGCCAAUUAUUUAGCUGAACCACAAAUUUUUGUGAGGCAGGCCACAGCUGGGAGUCGAUAUUUCCUUGCCAUCUCAGUUGGUGCUUACGAAAGAUCUUAAAGAUCUAUCGCGUCUGGUUCCAAAUGCUGAAACAAUGCCCCUCAUUAUUAGUGCUGCGGCACGAGGGUUUUGCUGCCCGCAGAAAGUUUGAGACAGGCCAGCGGUUUACGAGGGGGUCUGCUAGUAAUUGCUGGAGCACUUUUCAGAUGGGGGCCUAAUCCCAGGAUAAAAUUUUCCCCAUUUCUCUAAAUCGUCCCUGCUUACAUCCCCUAAUGAUGAUUAAGAAACCAUUGCGCAGCGAGAGUAGUCACCUCCAACAUUAUUUCAUGACUUGACUUAAUCUUUGAGCUGUUUACAUGACAGGUACUUCCGACAAAAGCUGAAAAAGAUGGGCUAUAUAGUAUACGGCCAUGAUGCCUCAGCAGUAGUACCCAUUCUUCUUUACAUGCCGGCAAAAACGGUGUAAGUUUUCUUUUUCCUUUGAUAAAGUGAAUGAAAAUAAACUUUAAGAGCUCCAGUUGCGUUGAACCUUACGUCUUAGUGGGCACACUUAAAAAAUUUGCUUCUAUGUUAGUAGGGAAGUUACGAGAAAAGUGACCAGCUCUGUAACCAACGAGAACUAAAAUGUGAAAAAAGCAACCGUUAAAAGCGCGGGGUAACGCGGGUGACCAAGUCGUGAUUGGCUUUAGUUUUGCAUCUGAUUGGUCGAGAGAGUGGCGCGAGUUUUCUGAACCAAUUACAGAGCAAAGCAAAGCCAAUGCAAUCACGGAUUACUUGCGAGACUCAAUUGGAACACAGAUAACGCAGUGGUGGGUUGCUCUCGCGCUUACCGCGAGUCGCCUGGGUCCAGCUUGCUAUUGGUUUUCUUCGAGUGUUUUUCUCUGGACCCUUCUUUUUUUUUUUCUUCCAUCACAAAACCCAACUCUUAUUCGAAAUGGAAACAGUAGACGAACAACCAUUCUGUGUAUGCGUUACUGCUAAAUUCUGUUAAUUUAUCAUUCUGAUUUCACUCGUCUCUCUUUAAAUGAGCUUGUUUCAUGUUCCUAUUAAGAAAACAGAUUGAAAUGUAUGAAAGAAUGCGCUGAAACGUGUGUGUAUUACCUCAAUCACUGAUCCAAGGAUGGCGUUUUGUUAAGGUUUAGGUCGAUUAUUCAAACUGUUCAAUAAUUUGACUUUGUUCCAGUGCCUUUUCGCGUGAAAUGCUCAAAAGAGGUGUGGCUGUGGUCAUUGUAGGGUUCCCUGCCACUUCACUGAUUGAAUCGAGAGCAAGGAUUUGUCUGUCUGCGUCACACACCAAGGAAAUGCUUGAUAAGGUAACGUGAGUCAAUCCUUCUCGUAAUAUCCUUACGUCUUCUUCUUUACGAGACAAAAUAUCUGCCCGAAUACUAUAACCUUUUCUCUCUUAGAACUUAUUUUUCAUAACCAACCAGGUGUAAGGGUGAAACUGGGAGUAUUUUAAGUUAAAUUUCCCUUUUUUCCUCUUUCUUCUUGUUGUUGUUGUUGUUGUUGUUGUUGUUUUCCUUUUAUUACCAUUGGAUUCGCUAGCAUUUGCUGGUUCAUGGCAAAUUUCACGCGCGUUUUCUGGCGCACAAGUUUUUUCACACGAGCGUUUCUCUUGCACAUGUAUUCUCUUUUGUGUUUGCUAUUUCUAGUGCGUCUUGCAUCGCAAUUGUUUUCAUUUGCGCGCGUUUCUGACCCAGGGUAUUAAUUUUUCUUUCCUCAGGCUUUGAAUGCCAUUGACGAGGUUGGGGAUAUACUUAGGGUCAAGUAUUCAAGGCGAAAGAAAAACGCUAAAUCGUGAGAACAGAAGGAAGCAACUCUUGGGCAGCGAAAGAAUUAUAAUUUUUGCUUUCGGACAAAUGAAUGCUUUUAACGUCCAAAUAGUUAUGUAAAGUAGGAAUAAUAAUUUUAGUCUUCAUUUCAACAAAUGCCUCUUUUUAUGGGAUCAGUCAUUAUUUUUCGCCAGGGGAGGAUCAGUUUGAAAUGUUUUACCUAGGAAUUCAUGGGACAUUGGAUUAUUAAGGUAUUAUUUUUGCCUUAGCUUUCAGCUAAGAUUUAAGGGGAUCAUUCUCUCUAAUUUAUGAAGGGACCUAGUCCUCGAUAGCUCCCAACGUAAAUAGGACACAGUUUAUGAGGUCCUCAAAGGACGUAACCUAUACGGGCCCCGUUUAGCACAAACUCGUUAUAGUCAAGUAACCAGAGUCUCGUCCCAGGGCCCCUGGUAAAAACCAAUAGAACGAUGAUAAAGCCUGAGUAUAGUUAUGUAGGUUGGUAGGAGAGAGUAAUUUUAAUUUACCCACAUUUUCUAGAAUUAAAAGCAUCUCAAAAUAUACGUUGGAUCCAGAAUUGCAAGGAAUUGUUUUUGUUAUGGCACAACAUGGUUAGGUUUUCAAAGAAUUGUUUGACGAUGCACACGCUGAGCCGAAGUAAUUCAUAUCAACCAUUUUAAUUUUCACGUGUGGUGUUAAUUUUUUCCUUUUUGUAAUGUUUUUUUUAAUCAGGCUUUGGAAGCCAUCGAUGAAGUAGGUGACAUUCUUCAACUCAAAUACUCGAAACAGACACAGAAAAUAAAAAAUAAAAUUCUCGUGUGA